Molecule: messenger RNA, 4469 nt
Organism: Acipenser ruthenus (sterlet)
Lineage: Eukaryota; Metazoa; Chordata; Actinopteri; Acipenseriformes; Acipenseridae
Product: synaptosomal-associated protein 47-like
Exons: 6
Coding region: 355-1620 (421 amino acids)
Biological process (GO): exocytosis; synaptic vesicle priming; synaptic vesicle fusion to presynaptic active zone membrane
Cellular component (GO): SNARE complex; plasma membrane
Molecular function (GO): syntaxin binding; SNAP receptor activity
Source: RefSeq, a predicted model, not a curated record
AACGCAAUCAAAAUACUGUCACAGCGGAAGUGAGAUUCUUGCAAGGCCGGAUUGUAAAUAUUGUGACAGAACACUGACACUGUCGAAAGAAGCAAAGCAAUGAAUCAACACAAGACAAGAAGAACGCAAUUUAAAUAAUUGAUAAUUUGUACUAUACAUUCGAAAUACCGUGAAAGGGCGGUCAGUAACAGCUGCAAAAUGUGUUUGAUAAAAUAAAAGAACAAAAACACGAUCAAAUCGAUAGAAGAAACAAAAUGUAUAAUGCAAGACUUCACUGACAGAUCAAAACACAAUUGUUUACGGACAGCCAUUAGGCAGGAAAUCUGGUAAAGCGGAAAUCCCCAGUCAUCGGAGAUGAGCAAGGAUAUCUCCAUUCACAGUUGGCCAUGCUCGUACUACGUAAGCAACGAAAAGCGAUGGGUCUGCGGCACCUUGUCCUUGACUCCGAAGUCUCUAAGGUUUACAGCCAGCAAGGAUGGAGAGAACCUGGCCAGCUUCAGGCUCUUCAGAAUCAGUGAGAUAAAAAAGGAAUCUUCCAGCUUCAUAUUCAGCUCUCUCACUAUCAUGGAAGGGAACGUUAAGCACUGGUUCAGCUCCCUGCAGCCCAGCCGGGCAGUGGUGUUCAAUGUGCUCGAGCACUUCUGGAGGGAGCAGCUGCUGGGCUCUGGAGCUGCUGUUGGGGUGGAUGCCUCUGAGAGCCAGACUAGCAAAGGGAAGGAACUGAUCGGGCUGGUGUCCGGCUCUCAGAAGAGACUGGAGGACACUGGGAAAGUGCUGCACCUCCAGGGGGAGCAGUUUGACAACAUCAUGGUGGGACUGAACAAAAUUGAAUCUGAUUCAGAUGUGGCAGACAAGUUGCUGUCGGAGUUGGAGUCCCCCCCUUGGUGGCCCUUUGGUAAACUUCCUUGGAGAAGCCAACAGGAAGCGAAAAUCCAGCAUGAGGCCUCUGCCUGUGCCUCAGCUAAAAAGGGCCCUGGGAAAGAAGGAGUCAUUACUAAAAUUCCAGUGAUCUUCUCCAAAGGCGAGGACUCAAACCUCAAACCAGGGAAACUAACAGUGCUGGUUUCAGCCUUGGAGAUCAGUGACUCUAGCUCUCAGCACGUGCACAGAUACCAGAGGGAGGAGGUGGAUGAUAUCCGGGUUCACACCCCUUUUGAGCUCAGCAUCCGGCAGAGGUUCAUUGGGAAGCCAGACAUCAGAUACAGGCUGAUGUCAGCUAAGAUGCCUGAAGUGCUUUCCAUUCUGGAAAUGCAGUACAAGAAGAAAAUCGAGUUUAUGCCUGAUUAUUCAGCGUUCAAAAGCACCCCUGAACAAUCUCCCUCCGAUCUAGAAACUUCAAUGUGGAAUACAGCCAGUGGCUUCAUUGACUGUAUUAGACUGUCCGAGGCUCAACCUGGAGAGCAACAAGCGAAGCUGCAGGUGCAGGUGCUACAGCCUCCUGUGUCCGACUCAGAAGCCCAGGAGCUCAAACAGAUGGUCAUGAAACUGAAGAGCCUGGCCUUGGAAGCAGAGGCAGAAUUGGAACGGCAAGAUGAAGCCUUAGACAUCAUCACUUCCUCCGUGGACCAUGCAACGACACACAUUGACAAACACACCCGUCGCAUGAGGAAGCUACUGUAGCCCCCCAGCCAAUAAGCCUGUGGUCACUUUUUUGCACAGCACUCCCAAGAUAUUAUCAACUAUUUUCCUACCUACUCAGGUGAUGCUUAUCAUUCAGUUUCUCUAUUUUGCUGCAGGAGCUCCAACAUUAGUCUUUCCUGCUCUGUCCAGUAUCCAGCCCAGCAACAGCGCCAUUCAAAGCUUAGCUCCAUUAACUUUAUCGGCGUCUCCAUUAAACAGACUGGACCUCCAUUAAAACUUUUAAAGCUCCGUUGACAUUGACAUCCCCAUUGUCAGCGAUUGCCUGGCCUUCGCUCUAUUCAUAUCUACCACUAAGCUUUGUCCAGUGUUCUGCAGCAAUACGGCUGUAUUAGAAAGGAACGGGUUGUUAAAACAGACUGCCCGCUGAAUUCGUUUUCACUCCUCGUCUGCAACCAGGCGCUCCUCCCCCGCGCAGCACCGCUCCCACAGAGCCAGCACAAUUUACCGUUUCAUCAGAAGAUUCUGUCAUGGACCUCCAUCAGGUAUGUCCAACGUUUUAAAGACCUAUCCAGCCCAUUACAAACUAUUUCGACAAGCAGCAGCUCGUGAUUGCAACGGAACAUGCUCCAACGACACUGCCGUACUGCAACUCUCUUCCACCGGCGCCUCACACACCAUAGUUACCACGGCAACGCCUCAUUGAGUGACUACUGGGAGUGGUAAGUCGUCAUGGCGACCAGGAAGCUUCAACAGGCACUGCGAGCCUGUGCCUCAGUACUGCAAUCUUCUGGCUUCUUGCUGCUGCACUUUCACAACCGGCGAGAGCAAGUCCAACUCACCGAAUUGGGUCAUCUAAAUACUGCUGGCUCGUCUUGUAGACCUACGUUAACUCCUUUUAUAUACAUGACUAACUUUCAAAAUGCAUCUAAUGUAUUUAUUAUUCAAAUCUAAAAAGAAUAUGCAAAUGUUUUAUACGUAAACAAGGAUUUUAAUCACAAUACCCAAAUAUAUUCUACCCUGCUUCACUGAAGCCAAUGGUUUUAAUUCCAAUUGCAACCUCUAGACGGCAGUAUAACGCCACAAGUUAUACAUAUUCGAAGCUGGCGGCUCUCUACAGCAGGCCACUGCACACUCUGACAGCACUCCAUCGCUUACUUCCCCAGUUCACUACACCGUUCUGCAGAUCCUGUCCUCUACUGCUAAUUGCUUCCCACUACAGCAGAUCUUGGCUCCCUUUUAAGAUCGGCUCAACAUCGUAGAUCGGAGCAGCAAUCUCAGCAGCCUGCGCUAACAUCAAUGUCCACCUAAUCAAGAGUAUGGGGCGCUGUACUUCAUCAGCAGUGGAUACCUACAUUCGCCAUCUCCCACCAACAUUGCCAUGGCUCAUCAGAAAAUUGUUAGCAUGCCCGGAGUAGGGGCCACCUGACCGCCAGGGCUACCAGAGGUUUUUCCCCUUUUAGAAGGGGUUGUUUUCCUCUCCACUGAGCGGCAGGUGAACACAUAAAUCAUUACACACUAACCCUUCUAACCCCUCUCUGUUUGUCUCGUAUGUCUUUUUCAUCCUCAAAUUUAUGUUAUGCAUUGGCACGUGCUCUGUUGUAUCUCACGGUGAGGUUCUGCGGGGAGCCGGGGGUCCAUUCUUUGGGGGGAAUUUGAGCCUCACUUCCCCGACCUUAGGCAAGCUACGCUUCCUCAACCUUAUUUAAGGGAGGUUCUCACCGCGUGAGUCAAAGGGAACCCCCGGCCACACUAUCCUUUCGCAGCUCAUGUGCUUUUCUUACCUCAUCGCAGUGAGGCUCUUUCCUAUAUGUUACAUUUCGGGACGUGGCCCACUUUAAUCUCUCAGUGCUCAAGUCCCAACUAACCCACCUAUUCUUGUCCUUUACAGGUUCCCUGCAGGACGCUCCUCUGCUCCCGGCUUCGGAGGCCACAGUCUCACUAAUCCGAGGGCAGCACCACGUCGGUCAGGGAACCCCUUUUACUGUCACUUCCUUUCAGGUCUCCGUGAGACGGCUCUGUCGCAGCAGAGUUUUUCUCAUGUUUUCAGAUCCCCGGGGCUGCAGCCUUCAAGACCAAGCCCUCUCCUCCGCAGAGGACAGCUCUCUGGUGGGGGAUCUCUUUUCUAUCCAGACCGCAGUCUGUUCAGAAGUUCGGGCCACAGUCCACUUCUCUAAAGUAGGGUUCCUUCACCCGUUACUGUCGCACUAACACCUCCUUUCUGCCUUCUCUGUACUACACUAGUCCCAGCAGCCGCCUCGUGAAUCUGUUUUUAAUGGGUCUGUGUCAUCAUAAAAAUGAAUACUAACAAAAAAAAAAAGUACAAAAAAUAAUUUGAUGAUGUUACUCUUUUAAAGAUGUGCUUUUAAUUUCUGUAUUUUAUAAUCUUAGUGAUUUAAGCUAGCUGUGUGUUUUGUGUUACUUCCACUGCCACUACCUGGAUCUCACUCUGCCCAAAGUGUCAUGUCUCAGUGGGUUAUUUUUUGCAAAAAUAAAUUCAAAUAAUAAAAAAAAAUAAUCACAUUCAUAAAUAUGUCCAUGACAUAAAGAAAGAGGAAACAUAUCCCAGGGUAACCCUGCACAAUAUAAGUAGCCUUGGUGAUGACAAAGUGAAUCCAGCCAAACCUCAGUGGUUUCCAAUUUUAAAUCUGACAGGCUUGGAAGCUAAAGGAAGGGUCUGUACUAUAACAGAAUGAGUCCUGUGAAAGAACUCUGAUGUGUAAGGCUUGUUUUCAGAGUGCAAUAACACUGUGAUUCUGAUUGCGCAACGCAUUUGCACUUUAAACUAUGUGCUUAUCUACAUGCAACCAUUAUUGUACUGUAUUUAAUGUUGUAAGAAAGAAAUGUGAAUAUCAAUAAACAAUUACAUGAAUGACAUUACUGGAUGAUUA